AAAAACAACGAGAACAAGAAACACGAAAGCAGAAACGAAAACAAAGAGGAAAAGGAAAUCGUGAAAAAUUUCGGGAAAAAUUCCGUUCUCCUCGUAUUCGCCGUUUUCCUCGUCAUUUCACUUUGUUUUUGUUUAUUUUCCUGACGACACGCUUUUCAAAUCGACCCGACUCAAUGAUGGCGGAGUUCCAUCGACUGGCUGACCAAAAAUACACCGAGGCUGAAUAUCUCUUCCAGCAGACAAUCGAAAUGGCCAAAUCGGAUGAAGAGUAUGAUGUGGAAUUAUGUUCGACGCCACCACCGCAAACAGGUGAAAUGUAUGACCUGGAGUUGGUGCCGCAAGAGCCCAGUAUUUUCUCGUGGAAGGUUGUGAAACGUCGUCAGCGGCCGCAUCGUCGUUAUACGGUGUCGCAUGGCGCACCACCAGCACCGCCAUCCACGCCCACAUCACUGACGGCAAAUAAUACGCCUGCGCCCUCACCCACCGCCUCCAGCAAUCUCAACGUCAAUGGUAGUGCUGACGAUGAUCCACUGAAUAAUCUGCUCUACAUUCUCGAUUAUGCACCCAAGAAGAAAAAGAAACUCAAGGAGCAACAACGCGCCGAUGCCGAAUUAGCGGAACUUUUCAAUGUUAUUAAGAUAACUAGUAGUGGUGGCGGUGUCAGUGGGAAUACGAGUAAUGGUGGUGGUACACUUGCCCAACCUGAACGUGGAAUUAGCGCUAACUCCCGUGUGAUACGAAAACAUGACGCUAAUGCAAAAAUCUUCAAAAUCCAUCGGAAUCCGAAAGAGUUCUUUCGGGACCCCGUGGCGGUGGGUGGUGGUGAAGAGGAGGACUCAGUGUCCGCCCCCGAAUACGAUGAUGCCGAAGAGGAGGAGACACGUUUUCGCCGACUGCGACACUACAAAGUUUCCACAAUACGUCGUCGACUACGGAUAUCCAAGCGGCAAAGACGUUUUGCACGUUUUGAGCAUCAGGAGCGCAUGGACGCUAUGAUGGAUAAUUUCGAUGCCGCCAUGACAAUGAAUGAUGCCUAAUAUGUUAGAUGCUAACGUAUCUAACCACUGCCAACUUGAGGCAAGUUGGCUUGUAACAGUGAAAUUGAAGGCAACAACCGAAUUAAGGAACAUAAUGACUAAAAAUUAGUAUAUGGACGAAUACGUUGACGAUAAGUGCAGACGUCUACCUUCCAAAUGGGUCUCAAUGUGAUCAAUAUGAAUUUCUUCUGCUAAAUUAUUAAUUAAUGAACUGCAAAUAAUUUGUUCACUGAACUUUUUGCGUAAAUUUAACUUUAAACGUAACGUUAGAUCUUCUUUCUCCUUUUUGUAUUUUGUUUGAACAAAAAAAAAAAAAAGAAAA
Zeugodacus cucurbitae (melon fly) is the source of this 1359-nucleotide messenger RNA. RefSeq lists its product as uncharacterized. Bases 174 to 1037 code for a protein of 287 amino acids. The transcript has 2 exons. The record is from RefSeq and is a predicted model, not a curated record. NCBI's taxonomy places the organism in Eukaryota, Metazoa, Arthropoda, Insecta, Diptera, Tephritidae.